This is a messenger RNA of Planococcus citri (citrus mealybug), 2882 nucleotides long. It is a transcript of the gene Gycalpha99B, whose product is annotated as guanylate cyclase 1 soluble subunit alpha 2. The record is from RefSeq and is a predicted model, not a curated record. Gene Ontology annotation, cellular component: guanylate cyclase complex, soluble. Bases 281 to 2401 code for a protein of 706 amino acids. Gene Ontology annotation, biological process: cGMP biosynthetic process; response to oxygen levels. Gene Ontology annotation, molecular function: guanylate cyclase activity; heme binding. NCBI's taxonomy places the organism in Eukaryota, Metazoa, Arthropoda, Insecta, Hemiptera, Pseudococcidae. The transcript has 14 exons.
UCGCGAAAUGUCGUAUUCGACGUUGUUUCGAAUUCGCGUUAAUUGUAAGUUGAUGAUCCGUAGGUUAUUUUUUCGUAUUUCGUACUUCUCGCGUGUAUUUUAGUGUUGCUCGUAUUCGUAUCGUCAGAUUUACAUUUAUAGACAUAGAUAUUGAAAUUAAUAAUCGAACGAGGUGUUAUAAUGUCAAAGCAAAAGAAGCCGAAAGAUAUACGAACGUCGUGUUUCGGGCCAACACAAUCAUGAAGUAUGAAAGGUAAACAGGCCGCGUGUGGUACCAAAGAUGUCGUGUCCGUUUAGCAAAAUUUCUCCUAAUUGCGACGUUUAUCGAGAAAAACAUCGUCAAAGUUCGGUGCAAUUUUCGUCCGAUAUCGAGGAUAUUUCUACGUUAAAUUUGAAACAUUUGAACGAGGCUAUUUCGACGUUGACCAAUCCGCCGAAUGAAAAAUUACAGUCCGCUUUAAAAUGUGCAGUUCAAGAAGACGAAUAUGCUCGAUUUAGUUUUUUAUUGGAGAAAUUACCAGAAGAUGUAACGAAUUCAAAAUACAGAUAUUUAGAAGAUAUACACGAGUUGAUACGCGAUUUAGAAGAAUGUUCGAGCAUACUGGAGAAACUGGGCUCGAUUAUCAUCAACGAAUACACGGACGAACGUCUGGUACGAGCGUUGAAAUCGUUGGGCGGAACUUUUCAAGAUUUUUUAACCACAUUGGACGGUGUACACGACGCUAUAAAAGGUCAAGAAACCAAUUUAAACGGAGAUCAGAUAUCGUCCGCUUUUGUGUGUACAAUUGACGAGAGCUGCGAUGCCGCGGAUGCGGAUACUCAAUUAACCGAACGAGAUACCAGAAUGGAAUUGUUUUUCACCACUGAUCGGUCUUCCUUAGCUUAUUUAUUAAUAGGUAUUUUAAAAGCUAUCGCUAUGAAGCUCUAUCGUACCCAGAUUGUCGUCACCCUGCUGCCCAACGAUGAAGAUAAUGUGUACAAGUACAGCAUACUGUGUAAACCCCAACCAAUCUCGACUACACCAACGGAAGAAGAAAUCGACGACAACGAUGUGAUCACAUGUAACCACGAAUCUAAACUAUCGAGCGAAUUAGACCAUCUGAAAAUUGAAACAAUUACUCAACCAUCGAGUAAAGUCACCGAUCUGAAAAUUUCCGUACCUGGUUUUUGUAAAGCAUUUCCGUGGCAUUUUUUAACCGAUAAAAAUCUGCAAAUCGUGCAACUCGGAAGCGGAUUCAUGAAGUUGUUUGGAAGACAGUUGAACCAAUUAGGGUACUCGAUGGAGACGUAUUUCGAAAUCAGCAGACCGAUCGGAGUCGAAAUACGGUUCGAGGAUAUAUUGAAAAGAACGAAUUCGUCGUUUGUUCUGACAUUAAGACUGCCAUCGUCGUUGAAUCAUUUUCCGGUUCAAGGACUACAACUCAAAGGUCAAAUGGUGUAUUGUUCCGAAUCCGAUAGCCUAAUGUUCCUCGGAGCUCCAGCUCUAGACGGAUUGGAAAGUUUAACCAGUCGAGGUCUCUUCAUUUCGGAUAUCCCGUUACACGACGCGACCAGAGAUGUAAUUCUAGUCGGUGAGCAAGCUCGCGCUCAGGAUGGAUUAAGACGCCGAAUGGAUAAAUUAAGGAGUUCCAUAGAAGAAGCGAAUCAAGCUGUGGAUAAAGAACGAGAGAAAAAUGUCAGCCUUUUGCACAUGAUAUUUCCGCCGGAUAUAGCCAAACGCCUGUGGUUAGGUGAAAGCAUAGAAGCAAAGACACACGAAGAGGUAACCAUGCUGUUCAGCGAUAUCGUCGGUUUCACAUCAAUUUGCAGCACAGCCACGCCAUUCAUGGUGGUCAACAUGUUGCAGAAUUUGUACACGAAAUUCGACGCAUUUUGCGGCCAAUUGGACGUAUACAAAGUGGAAACCAUUGGAGAUGCUUAUUGCGUUGCUUGCGGAUUGCAUAAGUAUAGUUCGACUCAUGCUCUGCAGAUUGCCUGGAUGGCUUUGAAGAUGAUCAAGACGUGUAGCUCGCAUCAAACGCAUGAUGGGAAGCCGAUCGAGAUGCGAAUCGGCCUACACACCGGAUCCGUGCUAGCGGGCGUUGUCGGCGUAAAAAUGCCACGUUAUUGUAUGUUUGGUCACAAUGUAACAAUCGCAAACAAAUUCGAAUCCGGAAGCGAACCAUUGAAAAUUAACAUCAGUCCGACCACAUAUCAAUGCCUUACUCAAAAAGAAGGAUUUACAUUCGAAGCCAGAAGCCGAUCCUGUUUACCGAAAGGAUUCCCGCACAAUAUACCAGGUACAUGCCAUUUCCUUAAGAAUUACCAGCACCCGACGUUACCAAGCGAUGCGCCAUUAGACGAGCACAUCGAUACAGCAAUGGCCGAAAUUACAUCGGCGGUCACUACGACCGGAACUUGAGAUCCAUUUCAGAUUAUCUCUAGUGUUCAUUUUUAACAAAAAAAAAAAAAAUCUUUCAACUAUUUACCUAUACUUACUUACCUACGUAUAUAAUCGUGUUGUAAUUCUUUCGAUUUUGUGUGUACCUUAUUCAAUUGUAACUAUUGUACUUGUAUUAUUUAUUUGGCCCCCUUUUUCCCCCUUGUUUUUUUAUAUCGUUAAAUAAAAAUGAAAAAAAAAAUGAUGAAAAAAAAAUGAUGAAAAAAAUGAACAAAAAAAUACGAAUUGUUUUCAGAAAGCAGGCUUUAUUAACAUUGAUCAAGCAAAUUUAACUAUAUUCUCGGUAUAUUUUAUUCUCACACUUCAAACUGCGCCAUUUCUUAUACCUUUAUGUACCUAUUUAAAUUUAUUAUUAAUUUUUCGAGUGUUAAAACUCACUUGGUUAGUUUUGUACCUUUGCUCAUUGACUAAUGAAAUCAAAAAAAUAAACGUUUGCAUGUAA